AUGUCACGGCUGCAACUUCCUCCUCCACAACUACAACUACCUCCCCCUCCAUCACAACAACAACAACCUCCUCCAUCCCAACAGCAACAUACUCCUACACCACCACCUUCUUUUCCUGCCACAUCUCCUUACGUUGUCCACCUGAGGCCGCCAGUGGUGAAUUGGGUGCAAUGUGUUACCUUCCUCAAACCAAGAACAGUAGGGAACAGCUCCAGUUACCUGCAGCAAGCCCUAGAGGAAGUUCACAGUGAGGAGUGGGGAAGGCGCACAGUUGAGUACCUGUCGGACUGUAAGCUUCACAGCAGGAGGAAUGCGUUGACCCAGUAUGAGCCAGCAGCCUAUGGGCAGCCACCAACCUAUCGCACCCUACCCCUUGCACAGUGGUUUGAGAGGGUCCAUGUCAAUGAAAUCCUGGGUCAUCUGGAUGAGAUGAAGGGUGUCAUAACAUCGACAUACGGCAGGAUCCUAAAGCUCGACUCCACAAAAAAGAUCACAAAGAAGCUUGCUGGUGACAUUGCAGACUCGGCUACCUGGAUGACAAAUGUCACCAACGAAUGUGGGCAGCUGCUCAACUGUGUGCUCACCACUGGUGAGGGAGCUGGACUGGAUGAGUUGUGCCAGAGGAUCGUGAAGCGCUACAAGAAGGCUGGCGAGCCAGAAGCAGAAGUAAUUUAUGUUGACAGAGAUUGCUGCAGUGGGACAGGUACCUCCCCGGUUCUUUCAUGGCUGCGACCCUGGAAAACCAUCGUGAGACUAGACAUUUUCCACUUUAUGAGGAGAUUUACACGUGGACUCACGACGGAACACCACCCUAUCUAUGGUACUUUCUGCUCAAAGUUGUCCCACUGCAUUUUUGAGUGGGACCAGGAAGAUAUUCGUAGCCUCAAAGAGGCAAAGAAGUCCGAGCUGCAGAAACAGCAUGCAGGUCAUGCUCCUACAGAGGCUCAAGUUCUGGCCAACAUCAGCUCCAGUGAACUGGGCAGACAUUGCAAGCGGAGAACUCGGGGGGUUGAGGAAACACGGAGGCUGAUCGAUGGUUUGCUAGAGUCCAUGUGGGAACUGACCGACACCACAGGCUUAAGACUCAUCAACCCUGAGAGCAUGACGAAUGUAUGGGAGACUCAACAGAAGCACUUGACAUGCAUCCAAGAUCCUCCUGGAGUUGCAUUGUAUACCAAAGUCCGCUCUGGUUCAAAAAAGGGAGACAAGGUCCUGGAUGUCUUCAGAUGUGGCAGGGGGUCCUCUUCUGUGGAAAGUUUUCAUCGCCACCAGUGCACAUUUAUCCCGGGUAAAGAGAAGUUGUAUAUCUUUGGCAUGACUCAUACUCCUUACAUGUCUUCUUUUAAAAUGUAG
Molecule: messenger RNA, 1353 nt
Organism: Pleuronectes platessa (European plaice)
Lineage: Eukaryota; Metazoa; Chordata; Actinopteri; Pleuronectiformes; Pleuronectidae
Exons: 4
Coding region: 1-1353 (450 amino acids)
Source: RefSeq, a predicted model, not a curated record